UCCAGAGCCCAGUCAGUUUGGCGAUAUCCUGCUCUGUCAACAAGGCAGGCUGUCUCUGUCUUCUUCUCUGUGUGUUUCCCUAUGGAACUCCAGUUUUAUUAGUACUUUUUUGACCCGAAAGCGCUUCCUUUCUUUCCAUUUCCUUUGAUUUUGGGACUUCUGUUUCUUUUCCCUUUUCCCCCACCUGCUUGGAUUCUAACUGCCCUGCUCCUUUGCCUGGUUCACCUCUCUUUCGGUCAGCAUUCCACCCUCUCCUUCUCCCUUCCAUCUUUUUUCCCUCCUUUGUUCCUCUUCUCUUUUCUUUUGCGUCUGGCUAUGCACUAUGCUCUCCUCCCCUACUGUGAUUCUUCAGCCGUAUGGACUCCCCGUCUACCCUCAGACAGCCUCCUGCUACCCCAGCAUUGUACAGGGUACCCCCACCCAGGAGGGGGGUCCAACCAGUGGUGACCCCACCCUCCCCCAGGUGUAUGCCCCACCCCCAUCCUACCCUCCUCCUGGGCAGGGCCCUCCCGCACCUGCUGGCAGGCUCCCGCCCCUGGACUUCAGCCCCGCCCACCCCAGCGCAGACUAUCAGGAGCAUCACCAGCUCCGCGUGUUCCAGAGCUCCCAGCACGAGGUCCCAGACUCACUCUCAGCCAAUGGCGCGGAUGACUCCUUGGCUCCAGUCACCUCUGACCCUCAAUCUCUGAGUGUUUCCGUGUCAUCGGGGGGCGGAGCAGGAAGUGGGAGUGAUGAGGAGGGGUCUGGCAAAGCCCAGCCCAAACGGCUGCACGUCUCCAACAUCCCCUUCCGCUUCCGCGAUCCGGACCUGCGGCAGAUGUUUGGGCAAUUUGGCAAGAUCCUGGAUGUGGAGAUCAUCUUUAAUGAGAGAGGAUCUAAGGGCUUUGGGUUCGUGACCUUUGAGAGCGCUAUGGAGGCAGAUCGAGCACGGGAGAAACUCAACGGAACCAUUGUUGAGGGGAGGAAGAUCGAGGUGAACAACGCUACAGCCAGAGUUGUCACUAAGAAGCCCCAGACUCCAAUGGUGAAUGACAGGACAGUGGAGAGAAUGCCGGGGUGGGAACAGGAUAUGACCCAGGCUGGACUCGAACCGGGGUCCCCGUGGGCAUGUGGACCCGAUUAUGCCACAGGCUGGAAGAUCAACCCAGUGAUGGGAGCCAUGUAUGGGAUGGGAGGUCCUGAGCUCUACACAGUUGCCAGUUUCCCAUAUCCUGUGCCUACACCCACUUUGGCAUACAGAGGCCCCGCCUUACGGGGGCGUGGCCGAGCCGUCUACAACACCAUUCGCUCAGCCGCUGCAGCCACACCCACUGCUGUCCCAGGCUAUCCAGGUGUAGUGUAUCAGGACGGGCUGUAUGGAACCGAAGUUUAUGGAGGCUAUCCUGCUGCAGCAUACCGAGUAGCUCAAUCUGCCUCAGCCGCCACCACAGCAGCCUACAGUGAUGGGUAUGGACGUGUGUACGCCUCAACUACAGACCCCUAUCACCAUUCAGUUGGACCAACAGCAACGUAUGGAGUUGGAACCAUGGCAAGCUUGUACAGAGGAGGCUACAACCGUUUCACUCCCUACUGAGCACCAAGGCAGCCCCGCGUUUAGGCCUGCGUUUAUGUCGUGGCGCAACCAACAACAGGUGCUGAAAGUGUGUGCUGGAAAUGGCGGUGUAAUUUCCUCUGUAAACCCCUCCCCCCCCAAAAAAGACUCUAAUGUGACUGUACAUACUGUAGGGAAAUUGAAAAGUAUUUAUUCUAGUACCAAAGAAAGGGUGACAUUAUUUAUGACUAAGGAUAAUUAUUUAAAACAGAACUUUGGAAGAUCUGUGUUUGAUAGAGGCGCCCUAAAUACUCAAAUCCCUCCAUAACCCAUAGAUCAGCUGUUUGGCUCAGACUGAGGGUAAUGCUCUGCUCUACAGGCAUUUGGUAGACACAACUUUACAGGGGUUCAUUUUGUACAGUUUGUUUUUAAGACACAGUUCUCUCCUCCAAGAGCCAAACAGUAGGAUAAUGCAUUUUAUACAACCUUAAAAGAUCAAGUUAUUUUUGAUGAUUGUCUUUGUGACAUGUUUAGGGCACUGUUUGUGUGUUAUACGGGUGGGUUUGUUGUCGUGUGUGUGUGUGUGUGUGUGUGUGUGUUUGAGUGUGAAAUGACAAAGUGCUCAGAAAAUGACAAACUGUGAGAUACAGCAACUGCACAGGUGCAGAGGAAGUGCGUCAGACACACACCUCAGCCGAACUCUGUAAAUCUACCUCUGAUUUAAACUGUUGUUGUUCACACUUCAACAUAGUGCUGUUUUUACACUCCUCUUGUAUUUGUAGUUCAGCCAAGUAACAAGCUUUUAAAAAGAUGCUGAGAGGCUGUGGGUUCUUAUGUGCAAUAUUUUAAAUGGCUGUUUGGUGCCAAGCAAAUGUCACUAACUUUUCUCUUUGGUGUCAAGACUACUGCUAUCGUUUAUUUCUAUUUCUGUUUAUUUUCCUUUAAUUCUUUCUUUCCUUCUGUGUACCUCUUUCUGCUUUGUCAUACUUCAUCCCCCUUUUCUCCCCAAAUAGCAGUUUAAACAGGAACAGAUCAGGUUCAGUGGUGUGUUCCAAAUAGCAAUCAUUAUAAACAGCAAUCAUUCGGCAAUAUUUUCAAACAUGGUUUCGCUUGCUUUGAGUUUACUGCGACCAUUUACAAACAACACAAAUGAUCUGAAGAGAUAGUUCUUGGUGAACAAAUAUGGACGCCGGAUGAAGGUUUACAGUUUAAACCAAACAAUUUGAAAUCUUCACACACAAAUGUAAAGAAAUAUUUCAAAAGAAAUAUGAAAAUGUAAAGCAAAACACAUUUACCUCCAUUAUAUCAAAACUGAGCGCACCUCUGUUGGCCCUAUGGUAUGUCCAUGCUGGGUCAGCUGAACCUGUAUCUGUUCUGUAGUCAGCUGCUGUCUGGACACUGUACAUACUUCAAUGUCUUUGUGACUCUGCUGUUUAUUUCUCUCAAUAAAACCUUCUUUUGUCAUCCU
Molecule: messenger RNA, 2999 nt
Organism: Alosa alosa (allis shad)
Lineage: Eukaryota; Metazoa; Chordata; Actinopteri; Clupeiformes; Clupeidae
Gene: rbfox1l
Product: RNA binding fox-1 homolog 1, like
Exons: 13
Coding region: 323-1573 (416 amino acids)
Biological process (GO): regulation of alternative mRNA splicing, via spliceosome; nervous system development
Cellular component (GO): nucleus; cytoplasm
Molecular function (GO): mRNA binding
Source: RefSeq, a predicted model, not a curated record